AUGGACCCACACUAUCUAAGAGACCCGAGCCCGAACCAACAGUCACUCUCUCCAGGCCAGGAUGCGAAGACACUCAAAACGGCAACACCCGAUGAAGCAGAUACACAAGACACCCCUCAGCCAGCUGUACCAUCUUGGAUAAAAGAUGAGCUUUCCUUCGCGGAACAACGGGCCCGGCAGCUUCACCUGGCCAUUUGGAGGAGAAACCUCAAGGUAGUAGCCGGCUUCUUGGAGGGCCGUGUUGAUCCAAGCAAAAAGCCACCAUUCAGCAGAGAUCUUUUAUUUGUGGCCGCCCAGCGGGCAGAUGCUUCCAUGGUCAAGCUUUUACUAGACAACGGCAAGAACAUAGAUAUACACCAGCUUGAUGCAGAUAACAACGCUCUCGCCGUGGCUUGUUUCCACGGAAAACUCCCUAUAGUCAAACUCCUUAUUGACCGCGGCGCUGAUGUUGAUCUACAGUACACUGCUGGGAGUUGGGGUAGUGCCUUAGCAGCUGCCAUAUUUCAAAGGAAUACGGAUACGAUCCAGUUUCUCCUUGACUCUGGAGCUGAUCCCGACUUGCCUCUUCUGACGGGGCGAUAUGGCAAUGCUCUCACUAUUGCAGUGGUUGUCGGUGACUUGAAAAUAGUGGAGGCUUUGCUUGCAGUUGAGGCAGAUGUAAACAUGGUACUUCAAUAUGGUGAACAUGGCAGCGCCCUCGCUGCAGCUUGCUCAUGUGAAAACGAAGCCAUGGUAAAGCUGCUGCUGCAAAAAGGAGCUAACCCUGAUGAGCCCCUCUGUGAUCCCAGUGGGUAUCUCUUCCCAUUAUUGAUAGCGGCGCAUCAAGGAAACGUUCCGAUCUACACCCUUUUACUGAGCUAUGGGGCUACUUCGACUUCAUUUGCAAGCUUUUUACUGUCGAGGCAUGUCUCUGACACCGAAGAGGAUCCCAGAUCUUAUCAGAGCCUUGAAAAGAUUGGGAUUAAAACUGCUGAACUUAUUCCAAAUUAUAGUGAAGUCGAGUUUACAUGCGAGCUAUCGUUCAUGGCUCUACCAGCAUCCGAUAUACGCAGUUGGCUAUCAAAUAUAGUUAUGCUAGCCAGAAAGCAGGAUAGUGUGCAGCUCACUACUGUGAAGGACUAUUUGACUGUCCCGGAUAGCUUGGUCUUAGAUAUGAUUGUGAAAGUAUUGGAAAACAAGAAGCAUUUAUACGGUCAGUACAUUUACUUAUACCCAUUACAUAGCCAAUGUUGA
Molecule: messenger RNA, 1233 nt
Organism: Penicillium angulare
Lineage: Eukaryota; Fungi; Ascomycota; Eurotiomycetes; Eurotiales; Aspergillaceae
Product: ankyrin repeat domain-containing protein
Exons: 2
Coding region: 1-1233 (410 amino acids)
Molecular function (GO): protein binding
Source: RefSeq, a predicted model, not a curated record